Molecule: messenger RNA, 4516 nt
Organism: Polistes canadensis
Lineage: Eukaryota; Metazoa; Arthropoda; Insecta; Hymenoptera; Vespidae
Gene: Hk
Product: voltage-gated potassium channel subunit beta-2
Exons: 9
Coding region: 1547-2905 (452 amino acids)
Biological process (GO): potassium ion transport; regulation of potassium ion transmembrane transport
Cellular component (GO): cytoplasm; voltage-gated potassium channel complex
Molecular function (GO): voltage-gated potassium channel activity; potassium channel regulator activity; transmembrane transporter binding
Source: RefSeq, a predicted model, not a curated record
AGAAAGAUAUAUUAAUAUAUCUUCAAAUAAGAAUAAGGAAAAGAGAGGAAAAUAAAAAAGAAAAAAAAAAAAGAAAUUUUGUCCAAGUACAAGGAGAGAAUGAUACUUGGAAUCGCGUGGUUUAUGCAUUUAACGAUUAUCCUAAUCUCGCGAGUUUUUACAUAGGAAUAGUAAUCUGUCCUAAUAUAUCCUGUUGUAUCAUAUUCUUUGAGAAAAUUGAUUGAAGGAAUACCCAUUGGUAUUAAUCAUUUCGAAACUGGAGCUGGAUUCGGUGUUGGUAUCGAAGAGAGGUGGUGGUGGUGGUGGUGGUGGUUGUGGUGGUGGAGGUGGUGGUGGUGGAAGUGGAGGUGCACCAGGAGCAGGUUUCCUGGAUCGGUCGAGCUGGCGAAUAAGACAAGGAGAGUUAAGGAAGAAACCUCGAUAGAAAGGAAGGAAAAAGUGAACGAAGAAGAAACGGAAAAGUCAAAAGAAAAUUAGGGAGGAAAAUAGGUAGUGGUGGUUUGCGACGACGCGUUAUUAGCUCGAUUUAUAUUUAAAACCAAAAAAAAAAUAGAGAAAGAAAAAAAAGGGCCAAUUUAAUAUUCGGCUCGGAAUAAUAUACACAUCUCGGAUUUAGACACACAUAUCCAACGUUCAUAUCGAUCAUUCUCUCAUUAAUUAGAAAAAUUUAAAUUUAAAUAAAAUAAAAAAAGAAAAAAGAAAGAGAAGAGUAUUCAUAUAAAUAUAUAUAUAUAUAUAUGAUAUAUAUAUAUAUACUUAAAUGAAUAGGAUAAGUCACGCGCACAUUACUGAAUCAGAAAUUAUUAUGAUUUUCAUGUAUAUCGAGGAAUAAGCAAGCAAGCAAGCGCGUAACAAUGUUGACGAUACGUAUAUAUUAAUAAUAUACGUGUGUGUUAUGUGUAUAUGUACGAAUAUCAUAUCCCUCAGCUGGGAACGCGACACGUUCGGUUGAAAAGCCGAAACCGAACGAGCUUUUAUCUCUUUUUAAAACGUAUAAAAAUAAAAAAUAAAAAUAAAAAAAAAAAAAGCGAUACCAAAAACAAAAAUACGAGGUGCCUAAGGUAAGAAGUUAUUCGAUUAUAAAUAAAGUAAUAAGGAAGAAAAACACACAUGGGAAUAAGCGUGAGAUAGAAGAAUAUAAAAAAGAAAUAGAAAGGAAUGGGAAGUGGUAAGACAGAGGGGGGGAAGAAAAAUAAAACAAAAAUUCAGUUGGAAAAAGAAUAUAUUAAUUGAGAGAAGGGGAGAAACUAGUGCCUAAUAAAAAAAAAUAUAUAAAACAAAGCGUGUUAACGUUACGCGUGGAUUAAUAAACAUCACGAGAAAAUCUCGCAUAUUAUAAAAUUAAAAAUUAAUUCAAUUAAGCCAAUUUUUGUUUCCUCCUUUUUUCGUGAGAGAGAAAAAUCUAUCUCAUCGGUUUCACGAGACGAUCCAAACUGAUAGAUAAAAAAAGAGAAAAAUAGAAAAAAAGAAAAAGAAUAAGAUUGAAUCUUCGUGGGUGGCCCACCCGAUCACGGACACAAAUUGAGCAAAUUAGUUGUCGUAAGUAAUGUCACGACUAAUGCUCUGCAAUCUCGCAAAUACGUCGACCGGGGGAAAUGAUACGAAUAACAACGCGAAUACGAACAGCAGCAUGGAGGACGACGAUUCUUAUCCACUGCCAACGAUUUAUCGGUGUCGCGCACCCAUAGCCAGUUUGGAUUGCAUGGAAGAGUUCAACGGCGGUGGUGGUGGUGCGGAGACAGGAGUGCACUGCAGCAACACAGCAGGAACGAAAGAACAGCUACUGACUAGCUGCAUUGCUGCACAAGCGCAACGUUUACAGCAUCCAUCGCCAGGUAUUCGUUAUCGCAACUUGGGAAAAAGUGGUCUACGUGUUUCCAAUGUUGGAUUAGGUACUUGGACCACCUUUGGUGUUGGGGGAUGCGGCAACGAGGAAACCGCCGAAGCCGUCGUUGCACUUGCAUACGACAGUGGCAUCAAUGUGUUCGAUUUGAGCGAAGCGCAUAGCGGUCAUCGUGCCGAAAUACAAUUCGGUCGGAUUUUAUUGCGACGUGCAUGGAACCGUUCGAGCUACGUCGUUACGACGAAAAUAUAUUGGAACACGAAGACAGAGGGACGAGGACUAUCACGUAAGCACAUUAUCGAAUCUGUGCAAGCGUCCUUGGUCAGGUUGCAGCUGUCCUACAUCGAUAUCGUCAUGAUUCACAAAGUCGAUCCAAUGUGUCCGAUGGAAGAGAUAGUACGAGCUAUGAAUUACGUGAUAAGCAAAGGCUGGGUAAUGUACUGGGGUACGUCACGAUGGUCUCCCGUUGAGAUCAUGGAGGCCUAUACGAAUUGUCGACAAUUCAAUUGUGUCACCCCGAUUGUCGAACAAGCCGAAUAUCAUCUUUUCUAUAGAGAGAAACCUGAACUAUAUAUGCCGGAAUUGUACAAUAAAAUUGGUGUCGGUUUAAUGGCAUGGUCCACGGUCACCAUCGGAAUGGUAUCAUCCAAGCCGGAAGAUUGUGGAGUGUCCUUCCUCUCAAGGUCCUCUUACAAGAAUAAGUAUUCUUCCUUCAGUUGGACGGAAGAUGAAACGCAGUCUUUGUAUAAGGAGGAAUACGCAUGGAAGGACAAAUCGGCGGACGAGGAAACGCGGAAAUAUUCGGAUAAAUUAAGGGACGUCUGUGCACUUGCCGAAAGGCUCGGAUGUUCAUUCGGACAAUUAGCCAUCGCGUGGUCUCUCAAGAAUGAAAGUGUUCAGUGCCUUCUCCUCGGUGCGUCAAAUACAGAUCAACUGUAUGAGAGCCUUCAGAGUUUACAGUUAAUCCCAAAGCUAAACGCGACCGUAAUGAGCGAGAUCGAGAGGAUACUCGAUAACAAACCGUCCCGGCCACCGAUGGUGUCGACCCUGGCACUUAGAUGACAAUCGAUUUGCCCCCCCGGCAGUGGUGGGGGCUCUUUAGACGAGGGUGGCAGCCCUAAAAGCGAGGGUGGUAACAGCCAAGACCAGGAACAAACAAAGGAGAUGAACAACAAGUUGUCAUUCUGCGAGAUACAAUGAACAUGGAAUGAUUAUGGUGGGAUCAGUGAGAUGAUGAUGAUGACGCAAAUACGACACACGCACGACGCAUCGAUUUAUGAUACACGUUUAAAUAAUAAUAACAACAAAUAAUAAUAAUAAUAAUAAUAAUAAUAAUAAUAAUAAUAAUAAUAUUAAUGAUAAUGAUAUCCAUGCUUCGACGCCACCGGAUAUGUGUGAUAUAAUAAAUCUUAAGGAAGAGAAUUAUAAUAGAAGAGGAAGAAAUUAAAUGAUUAAACAAGAUUUGGUUAAAGAAGAAAAAGAAGAAGAACAACAACAAUAAAUGGCUGAUUAUGUUUUGUUGUUCCGGUGCACGUUGUCGUCAUAAUGGACAUUUAUAACGAGAUGAUGACAAUACCUUCGAUUUGCCGAGAAAGUUAUAAUAUUUCUUUCUCUCUUAUAUACACACACACACAUACACACAAACAUUUGUCUUUCCGCGCAUUUAUUGCAUUUCUCUCUCACUCUCUUUCUCUCUCACGCAAACUCUUUCGUAUACUCGUUCAUAAGGGUUUCGAGAAGAGAAAAAUAAAAUUCGAGAGAUAAAAGGAGAGAGAGAGAGAGAGAAUGAGAUAACGAGGGUGUUAGAAGAAAUUCGUUGGCAAAAAAAAAUAAUUUUGUGAUCCUCAGAUUAUUCAGGAAAUAGAAAAGAAGAAGAAAUUCAAAUAAAGAAGUAGAAGAAAGGGUUGAUUGUUUAAAAACAGGAAACUAUCUCUGAUAACGAAUACGUUUCCCUCUCUCUCUCUCUCUCUCUUUUUUAAUCUUUAGAAAUAAGCUUCUUAGAGAUUAAUAAAAGGAAGAAGGAAAAGAAUAAAACAAUAAAACCGUAGUGUUCGUCGAUACACGGUUUUGCCAUCCCACGCUAAUUUUUAAAUAAACUUGUCAAUAUCGUCCUACUCUCUUUUUCAUCUUUCGAAUUAAAAUUAUAAAGAUAAAAGAUAAAGAGAAAGAGAGAAAGAGAGAGAGAGAAUAAGGGAGAGAACAACAAUUAUUACGAUAUCGCGUUCGAGCAACAACACUUAUUCUAUUAAAAAAUAAUAAUACUGAUUAAUGAUGAUAAUGAUGAUGAUGAUGAUGAUGAUGAUGAUGAUGAUGAUGCUGUUGCUGCUAUUAUUGCUGCUGCCGCUGCUGUUGCUGCCGCUGCUAACAAUAAAUUACUCUUGCCGCUGCUUUAUUUUUCAAAUAUUUUUCUAAUCGCGACGAAUUAUGAAAUAAAAAUUCCGUCUGAUGAAAUAAUGAAGGAAAAAAAAAAUCAAAGAAAAAGAAGAAGAAGAAGAGACAUACCGACGUAAGACACACGAAAAGACGGAAUAGAAUAAAUUUAUUAGAAAAAGACAAAAUAAAAUAAAAAACGAAGAAGAAGAAAAUUAUUAAGAGAAAUUAUUACUACACGUAGAUCAUAUUACGAUUACGUCCGAGACACUCUUAUACUAUAAUAAUAAUAAUAAUAAUUCU